CAUAAAUUUCUCAUCAGUGUAGUUUAAUUACUGAAUUGAAUUAACAAAAUUAAACUAAACAACAGAUAGUUUAUAACCAUUCUAGGGUAAAAAAGCUCAACAAUGCCUAUCGAUAACGAUACCCAGGAACCAGAGACGCCGGCGACGCAAAGGCUAACCAACGAUGAUUUCCGUAAGCUACUAAUGACCCCAAGAGCACCACCCGGAGGCGGACAUGCCACAGGAACCAUUCGGGAUGCCAUGUCGAAGGCUACCCCAGGGACCGCUUCGACUGGCCCAUCUUCAUCAUCAUUAUUAUCAUCGUCAUCGUCGGCGUCGUCGUCGUCAAUGAAACCCCCAUCUUCGGAAAGGCAUGAGGCCCGUCGAAAGAAGAAGAACUUUUAUGCACAACUAAAGAAACAGGAAGAUAAUAAAUUGGCCGAGCUAGCUGAAAAGUAUCGUGAUCGAGCUCGAGAACGGCGGGAUGGAGCCAACCCAGACUACCAAAAUCUCGACUCCUCCAAUUCAACAAGCGCAUACAGAGCUGUAGCACCCGAUGCAAAAUCAGGAAUGGAUGCUGCUGAGCGACGCAGGCAGCAAAUACAAGAAUCUAAGUUCUUGGGUGGUGACAUGGAACAUACCCACUUGGUGAAAGGUUUAGAUUAUGCUUUGCUGCAAAAGGUUCGAAGUGAAAUUAUUGCCAAAGAACAGGAACAAGAGGACGAAAUGGAGAAACUAGCAGAAAUGGACCCUUCCCAAUUGGCUACAGCUACAGUCCCGGUUCAAAAAGCUGCAAAUGCUGCAGAGAAAGACCAGCCCAAUACGGGCGAGCUAGAAUUUCGAACUGUUAUCGGUCAGAAUAUAUUUAGAAUUCUCGAAAAACAACGUUCGCGUACGAUCGAACGUAAUGAUAUGUUUGCUCCUGGUCGCACGGCUUAUCACAUCGAGUUGGAGGAUGAAAAUGCUGAUUCAGAUAUACCAACCACCGUUAUUCGUUCGAAAGCAGAGGUGCCAUUGGAGGUUGGCGAUACACAAACUCUCACCACGAACGACAUUGUUAUUAAUAAGUUAGCGCAAAUUCUAUCUUAUUUGCGCCAGGGUGGCAGGGGUAAGAAAAACAAGCGUCGAGAUAAGGACAAGCCUCUUUUCAAAUUUCCAGAAGAACCGGGUGACAAAGGGUUGGUGGAUGAUUCAAUAUACGGCGAAAUUGGCGACUACCAACCAAAUCGUCGAUACGAGGACGUGGCUGGGUCUUCGAAGCUUGAAGGAAACAUCGGCAAGCACAGCUACUUCGAGAAGUACAAUGAAGAACAUAAAGUGGAAGAAUGUGAUACAUCGAGCAUGCCACCUGUUCCAGCACCACCAAGAUUAUCCGCCCACCUGAUCACCAAGUUGACGGCCGAACCAGAAGGAUACGCUGAGUGUUAUCCUGGAUUACAGGAGAUGAACGAUGCUAUCGACGAUUCUGACGAUGAGGUCGACUACACAAAAAUGGAUCUGGGUAACAAAAAGGGUCCCAUCGGAAGGUGGGACUUUGACACACAGGAGGAGUAUUCGGAUUACAUGAGCAGCAAGGAAGCGCUACCGAAGGCUGCAUUCCAGUACGGUGUAAAAAUGCAGGACGGUCGGAAAACACGCAAACAUAAGACGGAGAAAAAUGAAAAGGCAGAGCUGGAUCGCGAGUGGCAGCAGAUUCAAAACAUCAUCCAAAAGCGUAAAACAAAAUCGGGAAUCGAUGACGAGGUUGAUUUGAAAAAACAAAAAUAUUAAACCUACUGAAGUAAUAACUGUAAAAUUUAUUCUGUAUACAUUUCUAUAAUUUUUCUUUUUUAACAAUGUAUAAGUACGAAAAAGUUAAAAAUAAAACAUUGCUUUGUGUUUGCAAAUGGGUACAUCGUUUGUGCG
This is a messenger RNA of Anopheles coustani, 1884 nucleotides long. RefSeq names its product protein Red (gene beag). The coding region runs from base 103 to 1749 and encodes 548 amino acids. Gene Ontology annotation, cellular component: nucleus. The transcript has a single exon. Lineage: Eukaryota; Metazoa; Arthropoda; Insecta; Diptera; Culicidae. The record is from RefSeq and is a predicted model, not a curated record. Gene Ontology annotation, biological process: mRNA splicing, via spliceosome.